Molecule: messenger RNA, 1416 nt
Organism: Kogia breviceps (pygmy sperm whale)
Lineage: Eukaryota; Metazoa; Chordata; Mammalia; Artiodactyla; Physeteridae
Source: RefSeq, a predicted model, not a curated record
AUGGCCCUGCUGCUCCUGGGGCUCUGGGGGCUCCUCCGCACCUGCACCCACACCCCUGCCCCGGCCCCCCGCUGGCCCCCGGGGCCACGGAAGCCCGGGAACCUACGUUUGCUGCGGUCACAGCAGGACCAGUUGCUGAUGGAGCUCGCGGAACAGUACGGGCUGGUGUUCCCUGUCCGUCUGGGGCGCCGGAAGACGGUGGUGCCGACCGGCUGCGAGGCGGUGAGGGAGGCCCUGGGGGGCACCGGACAGGAGCUGGCCGGCCGGCCCCCCAGCACCAUCUUCCAGCUCAUCCAGGGAGGCGGGGGCAUCUUCUUCUCCUCCGGGGAGCGCUGGAGGGCCGCCCGCCAGCUCACCGUGCGCACCCUCCGCGGCCUGGGCGUGGGGAGGGCGCCCGUGGCCGACAAGGUCCCGCAGGAGCUGAGGUGCCUCACGGUGCAGCUGGACAGCUACGGCCCGCCCUUCCCGCUGGCCCUGCUCGGCUGGGCUCCCUCCAACCUCACCUUCAUGCUCCUCUCCGGCCAGAGUCCCGUGUUCGUGUCCCUACUGGGCCUCAUCGACGAGGUCAGGGUCCUCUCGGGGACGCCCAGCCUGCAGCUGUUCAACAUCUACCCUUGGCUCGGGGCCCUCCUCCAGCUGCACCGGCCCGUCCUGCGCAAGGUGAAGGUGGAGGCGGUGCGGGCCAUCCCGAGGACCCUCUUGGAGGCACGGCGGCCCCCCGUGCCUGGCGAGGACGCCCUGAUCCAGCAGGGCCAGGGGAAAGACCCUGAGGGCCUGUUUGCCGAGGCCAACGAGGGGGCCUGUGCCCUGGACAUGGUCGUGGCUGGCACGGAGACCACGUCCGCCACGCUGCAGUGCGCCGCCCUCCUGGUGGGCAGGCACCCGAGCGGGCAGGGCCGGGUGCAGGAGGAGCUGGACCGAGUGCUGGGGCCCGGGCGGCCCUGGUUGGAGGACCCGCUCUCCCCGCCCUACACCAACACCGAGCUGUGCGAGGUCCAGCGCUUCAUCACCCUCCUGCCCCACGUGCCGCGGUGCACGGCCUCCGACACCCAGCUGGGCGGCCACCUGCUCCCCAAGGGCACGCCCGUGGUGCCCCUCCUGAGCUCCGUGCUGCCGGACGAGACGCAGUGGGAGGACCCCCGCCAGUUCAGCUCGGGCCACUUCCCGGCCGCCGACGGGCGCUUCGUGAAGCGGGCGGCCUUCCUGCCUUUUCCCGCAGGCUGCCGCGUCGGCGUGGGGGAGAGCCUGGCCAGGCCGGAGCCGUUCCUGCCGUUCGCAGGCCUCCUGCAGAGGUACCACCUGCUGCCCCCGCCCGGCCUCAGCGCCGCCACCCUGGACACCACGCCCGCCCUGGCCUUCAGCACGUGGCCGCCGGCCCAGGCCCUGUGUGCGGUGCCCAGGCUGCGGGGGCGCUGA